UUUCUGACGUAUUCCCUGGGAUCCAACCGGGCAGGAUGGCGGAGGAAGGAGCCGUAGCCGUCUGCGUGCGGGUUCGGCCGCUCAAUAACAGAGAAGAAGCGCCUGACAAAGAUACUCAAGUUUACUGGAAAACUGACAAUAAUACAGUUUUUCAAGUUGAUGGGAGUAAAUCCUUCAAUUUUGAUCGUGUCUUUCAUAGUACUGAAACUACUAAAAAUGUGUAUGAAGAAAUUGCAGUACCAAUCAUAGAUUCUGCCAUUCAAGGCUACAAUGGUACUAUAUUUGCCUACGGGCAGACUGCUUCAGGAAAAACGUAUACUAUGAUGGGUUCACAAGAGUAUUUGGGAGUAAUACCCAGGGCAAUUCAUGACAUUUUCCAGAAAAUUAAGAAGUUUCCUGAUAGGGAAUUUCUCUUACGUGUGUCUUAUAUGGAGAUAUACAAUGAAACCAUUACAGACUUACUUUGUGACACUCAAAAAAUGAAGCCUUUAAUAAUUCGGGAAGACUUCAAUAGGAACGUGUACGUGGCUGACCUCACAGAAGAAGUUGUUUAUACAUCAGAAAUGGCUUUGAAGUGGAUCACUAAGGGAGAAAAGAACAGGCAUUAUGGAAUUACAAAAAUGAAUCAGCGAAGUAGUCGUUCUCAUACCAUUUUUAGGAUGAUUUUGGAAAGCAGAGAGAAAGGUGAACCUUCUAAUUUUGAAGGAUCUGUCAAAGUGUCCCAUUUGAAUUUGGUCGAUCUUGCAGGCAGUGAACGGGCUGCUCAAACAGGUGCUGAAGGUUUACGACUCAAGGAAGGCUGUAAUAUAAAUCGAAGUUUAUUUAUUUUGGGACAAGUGAUCAAGAAACUUAGCGAUGGACAAGUUGGUGGUUUCAUAAAUUAUCGAGAUAGCAAAUUAACACGAAUUCUCCAGAAUUCCUUGGGAGGAAAUGCAAAAACACGUAUCAUCUGCACAAUUACUCCAGUGUCUUUUGAUGAAACACUUAGUACUCUCCAGUUUGCCAGCACUGCCAAAUAUAUGAAAAAUACUCCUUAUGUUAACGAGGUAUCAAGUGAUGAAGCUCUCCUGAAAAGAUAUAGGAAAGAAAUAAUGGAUCUUAAAAAGCAAUUAGAGGAGGUUUCUUUAGAGACUCGAGCCCAGGCAAUGGAAAAAGACCAACUGGCCCAACUCUUGGAAGAAAAAGAUCUACUUCAAAAAGUCCAAAUUGAGAAAAUUCAAAACCUAACACGGAUGCUGGUGACAUCUUCUUCCCUAGCAUCACAGCAAGAAUUAAAGGCUAAAAAAAAACGAAGAGUCACUUGGUGCGCGGGGAAAAUUAACAAAAUGAAGGACUCAAACUAUGUAAAUGAAUUUAAUAUGGCAGUGAAUGUAACAACGAGAACACAAAAGGCUGCUGUAAGUUUAGGAGAAAUUGAUGAGUCUCUCUGUUCAGAGUCUGAUAUUUUCAGUAACACUCUUGAUACAUUGACUGAGAUAGAAUGGAAUCCAGCAACAAAGCUACUAAGUCAGGAAAACGUAGAAAGUGAAUUGAAUUCACUUCGUGCUAACUAUGAUAACCUGGUACUAGACUAUGAACAUUUAAGAAGAGAAAAUGAAGAAAUGGAAUUGAAAUUAAAAGAAAAGAAUGAUUUGGAUGAAUUUGAAGCUCUAGAAAGAAAAGCAGAGAAAGAUCAAGAGAUGCAACUAAUUCAUGAAAUUUCCAACUUAAAGAAUUUAGUUAAGCAUGCAGAAGUAUAUAAUCAAGAUCUUGAGAAUGAACUAAAUUCCAAAGUAGAGCUGCUUAGAGAAAAGGAAGACCAGAUUAAGAAGCUACAGGAAUACAUAGAGUCUCAGAAGUCAGAAAGUAUGAAAAUGGACUCGUCAUACUCAUCGGAAAACACUGAAGACCUAAAACAAAUGAGACAGACUCUGCUUGAUGCCGAAACUGUAGCUCUUGAUGCUAAGAGAGAAUCAGCCUUUCUUAGAAGUGAAAAUCUAAAGCUGAAAGAGAAAAUGAAAGAACUUGCAAGUACAUGCAAGCAGAUGGAAAAUGAUACUCAGUUAUAUCAAAGUCAGUUGGAGGCGAAAAAGAAAAUGCAAGUUGAUCUGGAGAAAGAAUUACAAUCUUCUUUUAAUGAAAUAACAAAACUCACCUCCCUUAUAGAUGGCAAAGUUCCAAAAGAUUUUCUGUCUAAUAUGGAAUUGGAAAGAAAAAUAACCCAUCUACAAAAAGAAUUAAAUAAAGCAGUCGAAGAAAAUGAAACUUUGCGUAAUGAAGUUAAUUUGCUGUCAGAAUUGAAAUCUUUACCUUCAGAAGUAGAAAUGCUAAGGAAAGAGAUAUGUGAUAAAUCUGAAGAGCUCUAUAUAGUAACAUUAGAAAAAGACAAAUUGUCUUCUGAAGUAGUUGAUAAGGAAAGUAGAAUUCAAGGUUUACUUGAAGAAAUUGGUAGCACUAAAAAUGACCUACCAACUCCCCAGUUGAGUUGUGAAAGCACUGAUCAAGAAUUCCAACAUGUUAAAAAUCACCAUAUUGAAUUUGAGCAAAAGUAUAAGAUGGUCCUUGAAGAAAAUGCAAAAUUGAAUCAAGAAAUAGGAAAUCUCUCUAAAGAAGCUGAAGAACUUGGGUUAAAUUUGGAGGCUUUGAAGACAGAGCUCUCUCACAAAACCCAAGAACUUCAACAAAAAACAACUGAGACUCAAGAAAGAUCAAACGAAGUGGAAGAGCUGAAGAAACAAUUAGAAAGUAGGGAAUCUAGACUGCAAAUGGUAGAAAAGGAGAAAACACUGAUUACUGAGAAACUUCAACAAACAUUAGUAGAAGUAAAAACCUUAACCCAAGAAAAAGAUGAUCAAAAACAACUCCAAGAGAGCCUACAAAUUGAGAGGGACCAACUCAAAAGUGACAUUCAGGAUACUAUAAAUAUGAACAUAGACACCCAGGAACAGCUACGAAAUGCGCUUGAGUCUUUGAAACAACACCAAGAAACAAUUAACGUGCUAAAAAUGAAAAUUUCUGAGGAAACUUCCAAGAAUUUGCAUAUAGAAGAAAACUUAGAAGAAACUAGGGAUGAAUUUCAGGAAAAGAUGGUUGUCAUAGAUAAAAGCCAAAAUUUGGAAACCACAAAAACUCAAGCUCUGAUCACAGAUGCUGAGGAUAAUGAGCUAACUGAGCAAGAGAAAAAGAUAUUUUCUUUAAUACAGGAGAAAAAUGAACUGCAACAAAUGUUAGAGAGUAUUACAGCAGAAAAGGAGCAACUGAAGACGGACCUAAGAGAAAACAUUGAAAUGACCAUUGAAAACCAGGAAGAAUUAAGAUUUCUUGGAAAUGAACUUAAAAAACAACAGGAUAUUGUUGCACAAGAAAAGAACCAUACCAUUAAGAAAGAAGAAGAGCUUUCUAGGACCUGUGAAAAACUAUCAGAAGUUCAAGAAAAACUAAAGGAAAAGAGCCAACAACUGCAAGAAAAACAGCAGCAACUGCUUAGUGCACAAGAAGAGAUGAGUGAGAUGCAGAAAAAGAUGAAUGAAAUGGAAAACUUAAAGAAUGAACUAAAGAACCAAGAAUUAACAUUGGAACGUAUAAAAAUUGAGAAGAUAGAGUUAGCUCAGAAACUUCAUGAAAAUUGUGAGGAAAUGAAAUUCAUAACCAAAGAAAGAAACGACCUAAAGAAAUUACAGGAGUCAUUUGAAGUAGAGAGAAAUAAGCUUAAAGAACACAUAAGACAGAUUGAAGCUACAGGUCUAGAAACAAAAGAAGAACUACAGAUGGCCCACAUGCACCUAAAAGAACUCCAAGAAACUAUUGAAGAACUAAGAAGAGACAUUUCUGAGAAGACAGCUCAGAUAAUAAAUACUCAGAAGAACUUAGAAAAAUCCGGUCCUGAACUGCAAGAAAAGAUCCAAACAUCUCAAGACAAACAAGAACAGUCCUUCAAUAUGAAAGAAAAGGACAGUGAGACUAAGAAAAUAAUGAAUGAGAUGGAGCAAUUGAAGGACCCAUUCAAAGACUCAGCACUACUAAAGCUAGAAAUGGAAAAGCUCGAAUUGUCUGAAAGACUUCAAGAAAGUCAUGAUGAAGUCAAAGCUGUAGCUAAGGAGAGAGCUGACCUUCAGAGGCUACAAGAACUUCUUCAAUCUGAAAAGAACCAACUCCAAGAAAACCUAAGAGAAAUGGCAGCUAAAGAACUAGAAACUGAAGAGAAACUUAAAGUUGCUCAUUGUCACCUAAAAGAACAAGAGGAAAUUAUUGGUAAACUAAGAGCAGAUCUAUCAAAGAGAGAAACUGAAAUAUCACACAUUCAACAGGAAUUGGAAACAGCAAAUGAUAAAUUACAGAAAAAGACUCAAGAGCUUUAUGAGAAACAGUUUAUUACUGUCAAGGAAAUCAGUGAGACUCAGGAAACAAUGAGUGAACUGGAGCAGUUAAAGGAACAUCUCAAAGCCAAAGGCUCGUCACUACAAAGAAAAGAAAGCGAGAGGCUCACGUUGACUGAAAAACUUCAGGCAAGUCAGGAAGAAUUAAAAACCAUAAUUAAGGAAGGAGAUGAACUGGAAAGGAUACAGGAGGCCCUUCAAAAAGAAACAGACCAACUCAAAGAAAACACUAAAGAAAUUGUAGCUGAUAUUCAAGAACUUCAGCUUCUUGAGAUGAAGGAUGUCAGUGAGACUUGGGAAAAAAUAUGUGAAAUGGAAAACUUGAAGAAGCAACUUAAGGCCCAAAAGUCAACUCUAGAAAAUAUAGAAUGGGAGAACAUCAAGUUAACUCAGAGACUCAAUGAAAAUAUUGCAGAAAUAAGAUCUGUUACAAAAGAAAGAGAUGACCUUAGGAAUAUGGAGGAGACUCUCAAAGUAGAGAUAGACCAGCUCAAGGAAAACCUAAGAGAAACAACAAAUAGAGACCUGAAAAGACAAGAGGAACUAAGAACUGCCCAGAUGAAUCUGAAAGAGCACCAAGAAACUAUCGAUAAACUCAGAGGAAUUGUUUCAGGGAAGACAGAUGAAAUAUCAAAUAUCCAAAUGAGUUUAGAAAACACAAAUAUGGCCUUAAAAGCACAGGUCAAUGAACUUCAGGAGAAAGAACAUCAACUUCUUAAGAUGCAAAAUGAUCUCAGGGAAAAUAUGUAUCAAACAGAGCAAUUGAAGAAGCAAUUAGAGACUCAGAAUUCAAUCCUGGAAAGCACAGAAACAGAGAAGUUAAGGUUGACUCAGAAACUCCUUGAAAACGUUGAAGAAAUAAAAUCUGUUAGUAAGGAAAGAGAUGACCUAAGAAGAAUGGAGGGAACCCUCAAAAUGGAGCGAGAUCAACUCAGGGAAAGCCUCAGAGAAACAAAAGCUAAAGAUCUAGAAAAACAAGAAGAACUAAGAAUAGCUCACUUGCAUCUGAAGGAGCACCAGGAAAUUAUUGAUAAACUCAGAGGGAUUGUGUCUGAGAAGGCAGAAGAAAUAUCAAAUAUGCAAAUGGAUUUAGAAAAUUCAAAUGCUAAAUUACAAGAAAAGGUCCAAGAACUGAAAGCAAAUGAACAGCAACUUUUUAAGUUAAAAGAAGAAAUUAGUGAGACUAAGAAAAAAAUGUGUGACAUUGAGCAACUGAAGAACGAAUUUAAGUGCCAGAGUUUAACUAUGAACAAAAUAGAAAUGGAGAACUUAAACUUGGCUCAGAAGCUUCAUGAAAACCUUGAAGAAAUGAAAUCUGUAAUGAAAGAAAGAGAUAACCUAAGGGGGCUGGAAGAGACCCUCAGACUGGAGAGAGACCUACUCAAGGUGGACCUGCAAGGAAGCACAGCUAGAGAACUGGAGACACAAGAACAACUAAAAAUUGCUCAUAUCCAUUUGAAAGAACACCAAGAGACUAUCGAUAAAUUGAGAGAGAGAGUUUCAGAAAAGAUGUCUCAGAUUUCACAUAUUCAAAAGGAUUUAAAUAAAUCAAAAGAUGAAUUACAGAAAAAGAUACAAGAACUUAAGAGAAAAGAGCUUCAACUUCUUAAAAUGAAAGAAGAUGUCAGUAAAACUCAUAAAAAAGUGAAUGAAAUGAAACAAUUGAAGAAGCAGUUUGAGGCCCAAAAUUUGUCUAUGCAAAGUGUGGAAAUGGAUAAUUUGCAUUUGACUAAGAAACUUUAUGAAAGCCUUGAAGAAAUAAGAAUUGUAGCUAAAGAAAGAGAUGAGCUGAGACAGAUAAAAGAGUCUCUCAAAAUGGAAAGGGACCAAUGCAGAGAAAAAUUAAGAGACCUGCUAGCUAGAGAUCAGCAGAACCACAAAGAGGUAAAAUAUGAAAAAAGCUUACUAUGUGAUGGAAACCAACACCUUAUAGGAAGCCUGAGAGAAAAGUGCUUUAGGAUAAAAGAGCUUCUUAAGAGAUACUCAGCGAUGGAUAAUCACUAUGAAUGUUUAAAUAGAUUGUCUCUUGACUUGAAGAAGGAAAUUGAAACCCAAAAAGAGCUUUCAAUUAGAGUAAAAGCAAACCUCUCACUUCCAUAUCCACAAACCAAACAAAUCCAGAAACUUCUCACUGCAAACCAGAGGUGUUCCAUGGAAUUUCAUAGAGUCGUAAUGAAACUUCAGUAUGUGCUAAGCUAUAUUGCAAGGACAAAGGAAGAACAACAUGAAUCCAUCAAUAAAUUUGAAAUGGCUUUUAUUGAUGAAGUGGAAAAGCAAAAUGAACUGCUAAUGGAACUACAGCACUUUCAACAAGAUUAUGAUGUACUACCUGGAGAAUCAAGGGACCUCAAAUUGAACCAGAGCAUGGAUCUACAUAUCGAAGAAAUUCUUAAGGAUUUUUCAGAAAGUGAUUUCCAUAGCAUAAAGACUGAAUUUCAGCAAGUACUAAGUAAUAGAAAAGAAAUGACUCGGUUUUUGGAAGAGUGGUUGAAUGCUCGUUUUGAUAUAGAAAAGCUUAAAAAUGUCAUCCAGGAAGAAAAUGAUAGUAUUUGUCAAGUGAACAACUUGUAUCAUGAGAAAAUAACGGCUAUAAUGAAUGAAUUAACAGAGUUUGAAGAAAGAAAUGCCACCAUAGCCAAAGAAUGGGAACAAGAUCUGAAAUCAGUGAAAGAAAACAAUCAAAAACUAUUUAAAAACUACCAAACUUUGAAGCUCUCCCUGACCUCCGGUGCUCUUGUUAAUCCUACUACACAAGACAGGAAUCUCCAUGUCACAACGAGAGCUACACAGCAAGUCACAGAGAAAAUUCAAGCGCUGGAAACAUCACUCCGUGAAGCUAAAGAAAGUGCUAUGCAUAAGGAGAGCAAGAUUAUGAAGAUGCAGAAAGAACUUGAGAUGACUAAUGGUGUAAUAGCAAAACUUCAGCGGCAAGUUAAUGACUCAAAUGAAUGCCUUGAAAAAACAAAAGAAAUGAUCCAAGUACUUCAGGACAAAGCUGCUUUAGGAGCUAAACCUUAUAAAGAAGAAAUUGAAGAUCUCAAAAUGAAGUUGGUGAAAGUGGACCUAGAGAAGAUGGAAAAUGCGAAGGAGUUUGAAAAGGAAAUUGCUUCAACAAAAGCCAUUGUAGAAUAUCAAAAAGAAGUUAUAAGGCUAAUGAAAGAGAAUCUUAGAAGAAAUCAACAGGCCCAAGAUACCUCAAUGCUAUCAGAACAUAUUGAUACUCAGCCUUCAAAUAAACCCUUAACCUGUGGAGGUGGCAGUGGCAUUGUACAAAGCACGAAAGCCCUUAUCCUGAAAAGUGAAUAUAUGCGGCUAGAAAAGGAAGUUUCUAAGCUAAAGCAGCAAAAUGAACAGCUCAUGAAGCAAAAGAACGAACUGUCAAGUGAGGUCAAGACAUGGAAGGAGAAAACUCUUAAAAAAGAGGUUCACAAAGAAGUAACUUGUGAGAAUUCUCCAAAGUCUCCUAAAGUGACUGGGACACCCUCUAAAAAGAGACACCAUAUGUCUUCUCAAUGCAAGGAACGGAAUGUCCAAGAUCCUGUGCCAAAGGAGUCGCCGAAAUCUUGGUUUUUUGAUAACCGGUCAAAGUCUUUGCCAGUACCUCCUCCAGUUCGCUAUUUUGAUAACUCAGGUUUAGGCCUUUGUCCAGAAGAACAAACUGCUGAAGUGGAGACCGAGGAUCCCCAGCGAGGUCCUUGGCAAAUGCCAUCAGGAAAAGAGGUGCCAGAGUGCAAGACUCAGUAGGCUCCGCUCUGCCGCGUUUCUGGCGGCCCAGCCUUCCACGUUUGGAAGUGUCUGUGUUUAUUGCUUGAUGUGUCUAUCCCUGGCAGGCAUGUCACAGUCCAGCUUCAGUUCAGUUCCCACUUUGCCACAAGGAGGGGAAGAUGAAGGAGUGGGAUGCAUUCCCAUGAUCUAGAAUGGUGACGGCAGUGUACCUUCUUCUUAAACGUGGUAAUCCUGUAGAAGUUGAAAAGUCUUAUUUAUUUAUAUGCUUUAUAAAGAAUAAAGUUAUUGAAGGAAAUUUCCAAUCUUUCCAUGUA
This is a messenger RNA of Capra hircus (goat), 8395 nucleotides long. It is a transcript of the gene CENPE, whose product is annotated as centromere protein E. Lineage: Eukaryota; Metazoa; Chordata; Mammalia; Artiodactyla; Bovidae. The transcript has 49 exons. Gene Ontology annotation, cellular component: microtubule. Bases 36 to 8099 code for a protein of 2687 amino acids. Gene Ontology annotation, molecular function: microtubule binding; plus-end-directed microtubule motor activity; ATP binding. The record is from RefSeq and is a predicted model, not a curated record. Gene Ontology annotation, biological process: microtubule-based movement; mitotic cell cycle.